Messenger RNA from Callorhinus ursinus (northern fur seal), 396 nucleotides. NCBI's taxonomy places the organism in Eukaryota, Metazoa, Chordata, Mammalia, Carnivora, Otariidae. The record is from RefSeq and is a predicted model, not a curated record.
AAUGCCAGUUGGCUUUUGAGUGGAUAAUUGUUGCAGUGAGAGAAGUGACAUUGGAAACAACUAUUGUCCGUUUGAAUUACUUAAAACACCACCAUGAAAAGAAAUACCUGUGAUUUGCUUUCUCGGAGCAAAAGUGCCUCUGAGGAAACACUGCAUUCCAGUAACGAAGAGGAAGACCCUUUCCGAGGAAUGGAACCCUAUCUUGUACGGAGACUUUCUUGCCGCAAUGUUCAGCUUCCCCCUCUUGCCUUCAGACAGUUGGAACAAGCAGACUUGAAAAGUGAAUCAGAGAACAUUCCAAGACCGACCAGCCUUCCCCUGAAGAUUCUACCGCUGAUUGCUAUCACUUCUGCAGACUCCAGUGGGUGGUUUGGUUUUGCUGAAAAUCCUGGCUAG